Messenger RNA from Clarias gariepinus (North African catfish), 5080 nucleotides. It is a transcript of the gene hcn2b, whose product is annotated as hyperpolarization activated cyclic nucleotide-gated potassium channel 2b. The record is from RefSeq and is a predicted model, not a curated record. Gene Ontology annotation, biological process: potassium ion transport; transmembrane transport. Lineage: Eukaryota; Metazoa; Chordata; Actinopteri; Siluriformes; Clariidae. Gene Ontology annotation, cellular component: membrane. The coding region runs from base 74 to 3112 and encodes 1012 amino acids. Gene Ontology annotation, molecular function: voltage-gated potassium channel activity. The transcript has 8 exons.
AAGUAAAUCCGCGCCGCCGCGUCUCCGCCUUCACACUCUGAUACCCGCCUGGUGAAAAAGCCGUUUCACCGCCAUGGACGAAGCGGAGGAUGGCGACGAGGACCGCGGCCGCGAGCGGCGUUCGAGGCUCGACAGCGGGGGCUUAUCUGACCCUUCCAGGACCAGGUAUUUCACUCCAGGAGGGGGAGCAGCACCGAGCCAGACCCCCAACAGCAGCGCCAGCGGACCAAACGAGCUCCGUGCGUCGCGCGACACAGACCGUGCGCCUGUCUCUCUGUGCCAGGGCGAUGCGUGCGGCUUCGGGUUUGGAUUCAGUUUCACGAGCAACGACGAUGACACGAGGACCUCGGCCACUAGUGUUGAUGUGGAGCAAGUAGACGAAGGCGAGGAAGAGGAGGAGGAGGAGGACGUCGGCAUGAGACGCGCUGUGAACGGAGACUGCAGGAAAGACACGAGCUCGCCUUCACUCCUCUCCAAACAGGAGAAGCAGACAGGUGGCUCGGUCACACCUGAGGAAAGAAGUGCGGGUAGCGCAUGCCCUUCCGCCACCAUGGAUGGUUCGAACACGCCCGUUGGUACCGGAGCCCCUGAGACGGAGAAGAAGGACUCUCGGGUGGCUUUUUCUGACCCGAAUCCCGCGCAACCAGCCGCGCUUUCCAAGGCCGAGGACGGACAGAUGACAGCGGAGGAUGGAGAGGCCAGGGACAGUCAGACCUACAUGCAACGGCAGUUCAGCUCCAUGCUGCAGCCCGGAGUCAACAAAUUCUCCCUGCGCAUGUUUGGCAGCCAGAAAGCAGUCGAGAAAGAACAGGAGCGAGUAAAAUCUGCCGGCAACUGGAUCAUCCACCCGUACAGUGAUUUCAGGUUCUACUGGGACUUCACAAUGCUGAUGUUUAUGGUGGGCAACCUAAUCAUCAUUCCAGUUGGCAUCACCUUCUUCAAAGAUGAGACCACCACACCCUGGAUUAUCUUCAAUGUGGUCUCAGACACUUUCUUCCUCAUGGACCUGGUGCUCAACUUCCGCACAGGCAUCGUCUUUGAGGACAACACAGAGAUCAUUCUAGACCCUAAAAAGAUCAAGCAAAAGUAUUUACGGACUUGGUUUGUAGUGGACUUUAUCUCAUCUAUCCCUGUGGAUUAUAUUUUUCUCAUUGUGGAGAAAGGCAUUGACUCUGAGGUUUAUAAGACAGCAAGGGCAUUGCGGAUCGUGCGCUUCACCAAAAUCCUUAGCCUGUUGAGGCUUCUGAGACUUUCCAGACUUAUUCGCUACAUCCAUCAGUGGGAGGAGAUCUUUCACAUGACCUAUGACCUGGCGAGUGCUGUCAUGCGGAUCUUUAACCUGAUUGGGAUGAUGCUGCUGCUGUGCCACUGGGAUGGCUGCCUGCAGUUUCUCGUGCCCAUGCUGCAGGACUUUCCCUCUGACUGCUGGGUUUCCCUUAACAAGAUGGUGAAUGACUCAUGGAGCGAGCUGUAUUCCUUUGCCCUGUUCAAGGCCAUGAGCCAUAUGCUGUGUAUCGGGUACGGACGCCAGGCCCCAGAGAGCAUGUCUGAUAUCUGGCUCACCAUGCUGAGCAUGAUUGUGGGAGCCACCUGUUACGCCAUGUUUAUUGGCCAUGCUACCGCUCUCAUCCAGUCGCUGGACUCGUCACGCCGCCAGUACCAGGAAAAGUACAAACAAGUGGAGCAAUACAUGUCCUUCCACAAACUUCCCGCUGAUUUCCGACAGAAGAUCCACGAUUACUAUGAACACAGAUACCAAGGCAAGAUGUUUGACGAGGAGAGUAUUUUAGAGGAGUUAAAUGAGCCACUGAGAGAGGAAAUUGUCAACUUUAACUGCCGCAAGCUGGUUGCCUCUAUGCCACUUUUCGCAAAUGCUGAUCCCAACUUUGUGACGGCCAUGCUGACCAAACUACGAUUCGAGGUCUUCCAACCAGGAGAUUACAUCAUCCGUGAGGGGACCAUUGGAAAGAAGAUGUAUUUCAUCCAGCACGGAGUUGUGAGCGUCCUUACGAAAGGCAACAUAGGCAUGAAGCUUUCUGAUGGCUCUUAUUUUGGAGAGAUUUGCCUGCUGACUCGGGGAAGACGCACAGCCAGCGUUCGAGCUGACACCUAUUGCCGUCUGUACUCACUUUCUGUGGACAACUUUAAUGAAGUUUUAGAGGAAUAUCCAAUGAUGAGGAGAGCCUUUGAGACCGUGGCCAUUGACAGAUUAAAUCGGAUAGGCAAAAAGAACUCCAUCCUGAUGCACAAAGUUCAACAUGACCUGAACUCUGGAGUUUUCAACAAUCGUGAGAAUGAGCUAAUUCAGGAGAUUGUGAAGUAUGACCGGGAAAUGGUGAAAUUAGUGGACCUGCAAAGACCCAGAGCCAUGUCGGCCACUCAAUCUACUCAUAGCACCAUGUUUCCUUCUUCCAAUCAACCUCCAACAGGCUCUGCCAUUGCCACCCUGCAGCAGGCUGUAGCCAUGAGUUUCUGUCCACAGAUGGCCAACCCACUGGCAGCCCAUGGAGCUCUUCAGUCUCCCCGCAUGGUGCGCCGUUUCCAGGUAGUCCAAAGCCUCUCCAGCCCUGGGACCCAGCAGACCCCUCCAGGCUCACAGUUCUCCAUCACUGCUCUGCCCUCUGCGUUUUGCAGCACACCGGUUCAGAGCCCAUUGGCUACUGGAGGCCGAACAUGUCAAUACAGUUCCAGCCCUAUGGGUGCUCCAACAGGCUCCCAGCUCUCUCUGGCACAGCAGCAUAUCUCCAGCCCCACACACCGUGCAACUGUUCCUAGGAGUGCGAUGACCCAGGAUGCUAGGGCCCUCUCUGCCUCCCAACCAUCUUUGCCCCACGAUGCCAUGCAACCGGCUGCCCCAAGUCCACCCCAGUCAACGAGAGUUUCCUCCAGCUCUAUUGGACCACCUCACAACCUCCCGGGACCUACAGGCUUAAGAGCUGCCAUUCCUCCCAGGAUGACACUUCAGCACCAGAUGUCUGUGGGAGCUUUCCCACCUGCCUCAUUACCACAAAUGAGACCAAGCCAGGACUCGGGACUGCCCAAGAAAGAUUCUGUAGUCAGCCUUCCAGACACGGACCAUCACGUUAGAUCUAGAUUAUCUUCCAAUUUGUGACCUAGAUGGAGCUGGGUGUAUAGGUAUCUUUUCCUUCUGCAAGGACAUUUCUCAACUCUGUGUCAUGCCCUGGACCUUACUUUAAGAAUGUACAUGGUUCAAAUUGUGACAAGGGGUGGGAUAGGGAGGUGACUAGAACUGCCAGACUUGACAGCAUACUAUUAACCAUACAAAGUCUGUAAAGCUGAAGAUUUUAAUAUCACUGAGAGGUUUCUGUUUUACCCACCAACAUAAAUAUCAAUGUAGCUUCUUUCCACACAGUUUGCCUCUUCAUAAUUGCUUACUUUUAUUGUGGUUGUAUUCAAACAUUGCGAGAAUCAGUUCCCUAUUGUGCACGGUAGUUAAUAAUACAGUGUAGAGUGGAAUGCAACAUGGGAAAAGGUGACGUGUCUAAUUACGACGUCUGAUCUCCUCCUCCCAACUUUGAGUGGGUAGUUAAUAGUGUUUUUACUUACGACUGAGCAAUAUUAAAACUGCUACAGAAAAUGCAAGAACGGUUUCUUUGACCAAGAGCGUAAUUAGUACAGAAAUGGAUUCGAUUUCUUCCCCUUUUGACUGAAGUUUGCCAGAAAAAAAGAGCUGCAGAUUUAAACAACUAAAAUGAAAAAAGGGAAACAUUUUCAUUGCCUUGAUUUUCACUUAGAAGCCAUAUUUUUGUGCAAGCCUGUGUGUGUCUGUGAGUGUGUUUUAAAUAUAAAAACAGUUAUUUGUUCAUAUUUAUAGCCCAUGAAAAAUUUCUACAUUAAAUUAUUAUUAUUAACUAUAAAAAGAAAGAAAACAAAAAAAAAUUGAUGGGUGUUAUUUCCAGAGGAAACAAGAAAUGUAGGUAGAAGGUUACACUGCAGAUUUGAAACCAACAAUGCUGUAAAUACUUUUUCCCCCAUAUUGAUGGCUUUUGCACUUCUGGCUCCAGAUGAGUUUGCAGAUGUUACAUCACAUGUGGAUAUCAGAGGGAACUAAUAUGCUAAGCCAGAAAAUAUUAGACUGGGUUUUAUAUUUAAAAUUAACGUAUAAAGGAUGUAGCAGCAUACCACAUGUGCACUCACUCUGUAUUAACUCUAAAGAAAAGUCAUAUGGGCUACUAUUUGCAAAAUGCUCCUUAGUAUUGCAAGGGGAGAGGCAAGGUUAUGUGAAUCGAUUGGGAGAUAUCUGCUGCUAAUGAUUUAGUAAUUAUAUCCAGUGAAACAUGUAAGCACGUAUUAUGCAACAAUGAGUCUUUCUAUGCUCAUGCGAUACCUUCUAUCUUUGUGGCUUCAUGGAAUAACCAACUCUCUGUACUCCUUAAGUUGACUUCCACUCUGUUCGAAUGUGUUUCUUUUCAUCACUGCACUGUUUAAAAAUGGCUGGCUGUAAUCGCCCUUGUAGAUCUCCCCUUCCUCUUGCUUUAGUACUGUCGCUGGUCAAGGCCUGUUACAUGUAAUACUCACAAUGUGUCGUGUAGAGGCUUCCUUUGUGAGGGUAAUAAAAGCCAGCAUUGUCUUGUUCAUGACCUUUGGGAGCAGCUAAUGUCUGGAUACAUGGAUAAAUUUUUUUUAAAUCCCGUAAAUCUAUUUUUACAGCUUGAUUUUUUUUUAUUUUAUAUUUUAGCCCUGUAAGACAGGUCUGUUAAAACAUCCCCAUUUUACCCUUAUGUAUGAUGUUUAAAGUGUAAAACUGUUAAAUCUGCUGGUUGGUUUGUUACCACCUAAAAAUACAUAUGACCCAAUAACACUGCAAGAUAACUUUUUUUUUCUCCAGAUAUUCGACAAUCUCCCUAGUCUUGUAUCCUGUUUGCCAAAUUGAAGCAAAUCUUCAAAGCAAUAAAAAUCUUCCACAUUUUCUCCAAUAGAAGCAAUCCUACUCAACUACUCAAUGGUCAACUGAAUUGCUGUUCAAUAUUGUAAAGAAAACAGGCCACAGGUUUUGCUAUGCAUUCAGGCUGAGGAUGACUUCUGUUCUGUGGUUCAUCUUUCAAUAAAGCGAGGAAGA